AUGCGUUUAGUGACUGUUCUUUCUCUACUUAUCACUCAGAUUCUAGCAGCUCAGAAAAGUAGUAUUGGUCCUCCGAAACUUCUAGAGCAAUCGGAAGAAGAAGUAUGGUAUCAUUUAGAUGACGAUGACAUCAAAAAUAGGUUGACACUUCGGUGCGAAGCAGAUGAGAAUACUGACAGAUACUAUUGGCUGAAAAACGGAGAGCCGUUUGAAAUUGAUUCAGAUGAUGUUUUAUGGGAGAAAGAAGGCCAAUCGGGGUCAAUUGUGUUCGUCAAACCACAUAUUAGUCAUCAAGGAUACUAUCAGUGCUUCGCAUCGAACAUUUUUGGAACUGCUCUCUCGAAUAAAAUGAAUUUGAGACUUGGAUCACUCGAACAUUUUCCGAAACGAGAUAUUCAAGUAUUGAGAGUGAAAGAGGGAGAAUCAUUGACGUUGAACUGUACACCUCCACGGGGAACACCUUCUCCGAAAAUUAUUUGGCUUUAUAGAAAGUUGUCAGUUAGUCCAAGUGAAGUGACGAUUCGAGCCGGAGGACAACUGAAACUACAAUGUAUUUUCGGUGGGAGACCUCUUCCAACAAUCUUCUGGUCGAAAGUUGAUGGGGAGCUUCCAAAAUCAAGACUAAAAGAUUUGACAUCUCAUGAAAGUGAUUUCGGACGGUCUCUGAUUGUUGAGAAUGUUCAUCCGGAUGAUGCAGGAGUAUAUGAAUGUAGAGGAAGACAUUUAGUUCAUACAGUUAAUGUUCGAGUUAUGGCUGCUCCAUUCUGGGAAUUCGAUCCUCCACAUGAUAUUUCUCUACCUGAAGAGAGUACAGGAGAGUUGGAAUGCCUUGCUGGAGGUCAACCAACUCCAAUUAUCACGUGGAGUAUGAACGGAAAAUUUCUACAUGAAUUGGCCGAAGAUUCACGAAGAGUUCUGCUCGAUCAUGGAAGAAUUUUGAGAGUUCGAAGUUUGAAUCAUGAUCUGGAUACUGGUGUUUAUCAGUGUAAUGCGAGUAACCCAUUGGGAUAUGUCUUUGCAAAUGCAUUUGUUCAUGUUAGAGCACACGCUCCAUUCUUCCGAAUGCCAGCUGCUCGCCACUGGAAAGUUGUUCUUCACUCUACAGUAAUCCUCGAUUGUGACGUGGAUGCUGCACCAGAAGCAGUCGUUAGAUGGGUUGAUGCAGAUGAUAGGCCUCUUCAAGUGGUCGAAGGAAAGAAUAAAAAGAUGUACCGGAGGAAAACCAUUGACAACACUGAGUAG
Caenorhabditis remanei is the source of this 1242-nucleotide messenger RNA. RefSeq lists its product as uncharacterized. The transcript has 9 exons. NCBI's taxonomy places the organism in Eukaryota, Metazoa, Nematoda, Chromadorea, Rhabditida, Rhabditidae. Bases 1 to 1242 code for a protein of 413 amino acids. The record is from RefSeq and is a predicted model, not a curated record.